Messenger RNA from Candida dubliniensis CD36, 1635 nucleotides. RefSeq names its product chaperonin-containing T-complex subunit. The transcript has a single exon. Gene Ontology annotation, biological process: protein folding. The record is from RefSeq and is a predicted model, not a curated record. Bases 1 to 1635 code for a protein of 544 amino acids. Gene Ontology annotation, cellular component: chaperonin-containing T-complex. Gene Ontology annotation, molecular function: ATP hydrolysis activity; ATP-dependent protein folding chaperone; ATP binding. Lineage: Eukaryota; Fungi; Ascomycota; Pichiomycetes; Serinales; Debaryomycetaceae.
AUGGCAUCAGUUGCAAGACCAACAGUAGCACCAUCUAAUGCUACUUUUAAAGAUAAAGAAAAACCACAAGAAGUUCGUAAGGCAAAUAUUCUUGCUGCUAGAGCUGUAUCAGAUGCAAUUCGUACAUCAUUAGGACCAAAAGGGAUGGAUAAAAUGAUCAGAACCAAAAAUGGAGAAAUCAUUAUAUCUAAUGAUGGAGCAACUAUUUUGAAACAUAUGGCAGUAUUACAUCCUGCUGCUAGAAUGUUAGUUGAUGUAAGUCAUGCUCAAGAUGUUGAAGCUGGAGAUGGUACCACCACUGUUGCCAUCUUGACCGGAGCAUUUUUGGGUGCAGCAGAACGAUUAUUAAAUAAGGGAAUCCAUCCAACUUUAAUUGCUGAAUCUUUCCAAACAGCAGCACAACGUUCAGUUGAAAUUUUAUUAGAUAUGUCAUAUAAAAUAAGUUUAGAUAAUCGUGAACAAUUGAUUCGUGCUGCUACUACUUCAUUAAGUUCAAAAAUUGUUUCCCAACAUUCUCAAUUAUUAGCUCCUUUAGCAGUUGAUUCUGUAUUAAAAGUUAUAAAUGAAGAAGAAAUUAUUAAUGAAAAUAAUGAAAUUACCAAAAAAAAGAAUGUCGAUUUAAAUGAUAUUAGAUUGAUUAAAAAAGUUGGUGGUACAAUCGAUGAUACUCAUUUGGUUAAUGGAAUUGUAUUGACACAAAAUGUCGUCAAACACGCUGGAGGACCUGUACGUGUGGAAAAAGCCAAAAUUGGAUUGAUUCAAUUUCAAAUAUCUCCUCCUAAACCAGAUAUGGAAAAUAAUGUUGUCGUUAAUGAUUAUCGACAAAUGGAUAAAAUUUUAAAAGAAGAAAGAGCUUAUUUAUUGAAUAUUUGUAAAAAAAUUAAAAAGGCUAAAUGUAAUGUAUUAUUGAUUCAAAAAUCAAUUCUUAGAGAUGCAGUUAAUGAUUUAGCAUUACAUUUCUUGUCAAAAUUAAAUAUUAUGGUUAUUAAAGAUAUUGAAAGAGAUGAAGUGGAAUUUUUAUCAAAAGCUAUUGGAUGUAAACCAAUUGCUGAUAUCGAUAAUUUUACUGAAGAUAGAUUAGGUAGUGCUGAUUUAAUUGAAGAAAUUGAUAGUUCAGGUUCCAAAAUUGUUGAAAUCACCGGGGUAACUUCAAAAAAUAUUAAACCAACAGUUUCUGUCAUUAUAAGAGGAGCUAAUAAUUUGGUUCUUGAUGAAACUGAAAGAUCUUUACACGAUGCUUUAUGUGUCAUUAGAUGUUUGGUCAAACAACAAGCUUUAAUUGCUGGUGGUGGAGCUCCAGAAAUUGAAGUUUCUAGACAAUUGAUGAAAGAAGCUAAUAAAUUAUCAGGGGUAGAACAAUUUGUUUAUAAAGAAUUUGCUCAAGCUCUAGAAGUCAUUCCAACUACUCUUGCUGAAAACGCUGGAUUAAAUCCAAUAAAUGUGGUUACAGAUUUGAGAAAUAGACAUGAAAAUGGUGAAAAAGAUGCUGGUAUUUCUGUCAGAAGAUCUGGCGCUUCAAACACUUAUGAUGAACAUGUAUUGCAACCAGUAUUGGUAAGUACAAGUGCCAUUGUGUUGGCAUCUGAAUGUGUCAAAUCAAUAUUAAGAAUCGAUGAUAUCCAAUUUAGUCGUUAG